UUGAAUUGGUACGCAGGCCAUUGGCCCAAUUCAAGGGCGAUUCAGUUUCACUUCUUCAAUCUUCUUCAUCGCCCGCCGUCUUUCGCUGUUGUUGAAGCUCCUUCGACUCCGGUUGAGAUUUUGGGGAGGUUUUUGAAAGCAGCUAAGAGAAUGGAAUUUGAGAAGAGGAAAGCUGCGACCAUGGCGUCACUAGGCUCAACUGAGACCGAUAAAUCACCCAAGGGAAGCUUGGAUACUCCAAUCAUUCCUCUCAUCAACACUCUCAACAGCCAUCCGUCUUACUUCACCACAAGUUCCUGCUCUGGUCGGAUUUCUAUUCUCGCCCAACCAAUCUCUACAACCUCUGCCGCCGCCCCGAAGCCGAAGAAGAAAGCCCUAGGUGGUUCUUGGCUCUUUGUUAGUCAUGAGUUUGCUGAACCCAACUCAGUGAUCGACCUCCUCUUCCGUUCUCCAUCAACUAAUAGGGAGUUAUCUGAGCUUGUGUUCAGGUUUGAACCUCUGAUAAUAGCAGUUGAAUGUAAGGAUCUUGGAUCGGCUCAGGCUUUGGUUUCCACUGCUAUAUCUUGUGGGUUUAGAGAAUCAGGCAUUACCAGUGCUAGCAAGCGUGUGAUAAUUGCAAUUCGCUGUUCUAUUCGAAUGGAGGUGCCGCUGGGGACUAGCGAGAAGAUUAUGGUUACGCCCGAGUAUGUCCAGUACCUUGUCAAUGUAGCAAAUGAGAAGAUGGUGGCCAAUAAGAAGCGAACUGAUGGGUUUCUGAAGGGAUUGCAAAGUAGUAUUUCAGAUGCUUCGCGAACGUGUCAUGGAAUACCAUCGAGAGAGGCAACGGAGAAUGUGAAUGAUUCACUAGACAGCAAAGGACAUGAUUGUGCUGAUGGUGAUGAUGGUGCGGCGCUGGAAGGCGGGGUUAGGAAUGCCAAUUCUGGAUCAUCAGAAGCAUGCAGUUAUAGUUUAUCUGUUGAACAGAUAGACAUUGCUGGUGAACCUAUCGAGAAGCUUUUUAUUUGGGGGCACUCGGCCACUACUAUCCACGAUAAAGUUAUUGCAUUUGGUGGUUUUGGAGGCAUGGGCAGACAUGCAAGAAGAAAUGAUUUAUUGCUACUUGAUAUGUUGUCGUACACAUUGCAGACGAUCAAUGUAGAAGAUAGUCCAUCUCCUCGUUUAGGUCACACAUCAUCUUUGGUUGGAGACCGCCUUUACGUUGUUGGUGGCAGGACAGAUCCUACGUGCAUUCUAAAUGAUGUAUGGCUCUUUAAUAUCACUCAGGAAAAAUGGACGUUACUAGAAUGCACUGGCAGCCCUUUUUCACCUAGGCACCGGCAUGCUGCAGCGGCAUUAGGCUCAAAAAUUUAUGUGUUUGGUGGACUUGAGAAUGACAGAAUCUCAUCUUCUUUUAUUUUCCUGGACUCAGAUAGUCAUCAGUGGAAAGAAAUACAGGCUGGUGGUGAACAGCCAUGCGGUCGUCAUUCGCACUCAAUGGUAUCUUAUGGGUCACAUAUUUAUAUGUUUGGAGGGUACGAUGGGGAGAAAACUCUAGGAGACUUGUAUUCUUUUGAUACAAAUGCUUGUUAUUGGAAGAAAGAAAAUAUAGCUGGGACAACUCCGAAUGCAAGGUUCUCCCAUGCAAUGUUUGUGUAUAAAAAUUAUAUUGGAAUUAUUGGAGGUUGCCCUGUGACACAAACCUAUCAAGAGUUGGCAUUACUUGAUUUGCAACUUCGUUGCUGGAGGCACGUGUCCCUAAAUUGUACUGGCAGGGAAUUAUUUGUUCGUAGCACGGUCAGUGUUGUUGGUAAUGAUCUCAUCCUAGUUGGUGGUGGGGCAUCAUGUUAUGCAUUUGGGACGACCUUUAGUGAGCCAAUGAAAAUUAGGUUGCAUCCAUUGAUAUCCUCAGAGGUUGUUUUAGGGCAUUCUGGAAACACAGAAAAACUGGAGAAGGCGAACAGAGAUCCAAAAUGUAUGCCCAACGGCAAUGCUCAAAGUUUCAAUGAAGCUUUUGGCUUUAAUAUUGAUUUUGAAAAAUCCAAUUCACAUGAACAAAAACAAGGUGCUUUGUAUUGGGUUUUACAAAUUGAAAGAAAGUAUGCAAAGUUAGUGAAAGACAUUUUAAAGAAGUUUGGAUGGCUGGAUAUGGGUAGAAAUGUUUCUUCACGAGGCAGUGGAACGCAUAUUUGCUUUCCAGUGAAUGUCAAAUUCUGUGAUACAUUUGAUGAAAAGCAAUCCUGGUGGGCAGAUCAACUUGAACAGGAGAAUGACUUUCGUAUAUCAGGACCUGAAAGUUGGGAAGGAUGCCUGACCUCUAACUUAAAAGCUUUGAAUGUUUUAAAGAAAUGUGGUGCAACUAAACUGGUGGAUGAAGUCGUUGACAUAAAAACAGCAGCCAAAACUCCAUUUAAAAAGAUGAGUGAAGCAAUGUCCUCUUUGCUAAAGCAUAAUGGCUUAUCUGAAGAACUCCUUGAGGAGCUGCCAACAAGAUGGGAGCGACUUGGGGAUAUUGUGGUGCUUCCAGUCACAUCUUUUAAGGAUCCCACAUGGGACACCAUUGGGGAGGAGCUGUGGCCUUUGGUUGCCAAAUCACUUGGUACUUAUCGUCUUGCUCGCCAAGGAAGGGUUGCUUCUACUGGUACAAGGGAUAGUAACUUGGAGAUUCUUUUGGGGGAUAAUGGUUGGGUUGAACAUAGAGAAAAUGGAAUAACUUAUUCUUUCGAUGCCACUAAGUGCAUGUUUUCCUGGGGAAAUCUUUCCGAGAAGUUACGGAUGGCCCAUCUGAACUGUAAAGAGGAGACCGUUGUGGAUUUAUUUGCUGGAAUUGGAUAUUUUGUGUUGCCAUUUCUUGUCGGGGCUAAAGCAAAGCUGGUCUAUGCUUGUGAAUGGAAUCCUCACGCUAUUGAGGCACUUAAACGUAAUUUACAAGCUAAUUGCGUAAGCAAUCGUUGUGUUGUUCUUGAAGGAGAUAACCGGGAAACAGCACCUAAGGGAGUUGCUGAUCGGGUCUGUCUCGGUCUCCUUCCAACAAGUGAGGGUAGCUGGGUAACUGCUGUGAGGGCAUUAAGAAGUGAAGGUGGGACACUACAUGUGCAUGAUAAUGUUAAGGACUCGGAAGAAGAACAAUGGACUCAACGGCUCGUACACUCAAUAACAGAAAUUGCUAAAUCUGAAGGUCAUUGUUGGGAUAUCACAAUAGAACACAUCGAGAGAGUAAAAUGGUAUGCCCCACACAUUCGUCAUCUUGUUGCAGAUGUUCAAUGCAAAAGGAUUCAACGGAACAGUUGAGGAAUUUGCUUCCUGCAUGAAUCUAGCUGAGCUAUGUGGUUGGUAAAGUUAUUAUAAGUAUUCAAGAUCCCAAAAGCUGCAGAGGUCUUGAUCGACUUGAUAUGCAUUGAAGGAGGAUUUAUAUGAAGUCUCCGUCAUGCUAGCUGAGAAAUCUUCUUCUUGCUCAAGGGGAUUUUGCAAUUGAUGAUGUUUUAACACAAUCUUGAAAUAGGAUAAAUGGUAAAAUUAUCCAUAAACAGAAAGGGGCCUCUAGUUCUUGUUCAUGAGAUAUUAUUGUAUGGUAGGAUUACAUUUUGAUUUGUAAGAAUGUUAUAUAAAAACCAUGUAUUCUUUUUCUAAUAGAAGACACCAUGACGAAGUAUGCAAUGAAAGGCAAUCCAAAUUUUCCUA
Molecule: messenger RNA, 3657 nt
Organism: Cucumis sativus (cucumber)
Lineage: Eukaryota; Viridiplantae; Streptophyta; Magnoliopsida; Cucurbitales; Cucurbitaceae
Product: tRNA wybutosine-synthesizing protein 2/3/4
Exons: 9
Coding region: 151-3267 (1038 amino acids)
Biological process (GO): tRNA methylation
Cellular component (GO): cytoplasm
Molecular function (GO): tRNA methyltransferase activity; protein binding
Source: RefSeq, a predicted model, not a curated record